This is a messenger RNA of Antrostomus carolinensis (chuck-will's-widow), 759 nucleotides long. RefSeq names its product neuromedin-B receptor. Gene Ontology annotation, cellular component: plasma membrane. Gene Ontology annotation, molecular function: bombesin receptor activity. Gene Ontology annotation, biological process: bombesin receptor signaling pathway. Lineage: Eukaryota; Metazoa; Chordata; Aves; Caprimulgiformes; Caprimulgidae. The transcript is spliced from 2 exons. The coding region runs from base 20 to 748 and encodes 242 amino acids. The record is from RefSeq and is a predicted model, not a curated record.
CAAAGCAAUUGUAAAUCCCAUGGACAUCCAGACCUCCAGUGCAGUGCUAUGGACCUGCGUUAAAGCUGUAGCUAUCUGGUUAAUCUCCAUGCUCCUGGCAGUUCCUGAAGUGGUGUUCUCUGAACUGGCCCACAUCAAUGACACGAGUAAUGUCACUUUCACAGCAUGCAUACCAUACCCCAUGACGGAUGAUAUGCACCCGAAGAUCCAUUCUGUCCUGAUUUUCCUUGUGUAUUUCCUUAUCCCUCUUGCUAUUAUUAGUAUCUACUACUAUCAUAUUGCAAAGAGUUUAAUAAAAAGUGCUCACAAUAUCCCUGGAGAAUACAGUGAGCAUUCCAAAAGACAGAUGGAAACUCGGAAACGUCUGGCCAAAAUUGUUCUAGUUUUUGUUGGCUUCUUUGCUAUCUGUUGGUUUCCUAACCAUGUGCUAUACAUGUACCGAUCUUUUAAUUACAAUGAGAUUGAUCCAUCGACAGGACAUAUGGUUGUUACCUUAGUGGCCAGAGUGCUAAGCUUCUGCAACUCUUGUGUCAACCCAUUUGCACUGUAUUUUCUCAGUGAGAGUUUUAGAAGACAUUUCAACAACCAGCUUCGCUGCAGGAGGAAGGCUCAGCAAGAGAGAUCUGCCAGCUACUUGCGCAACUCUUCUGCCAUUCAGAUGACUUCCCUGAAAAGCAAUACCAGGAACACAGUGACUAGCAUGACACAACUGAAUGGGCACAACUUGAAACAAGAAAUGUCAUUAUGAUUUAAUAGGUG